UCUCAUUGGCUGCAGCUAGUCUUUUGUGCCAGGUGGAGUCGUGCGCACUUGGCUGCAGCUAGUCUUUUGUGCCAGGUGGAGUCGUGCGCACUGGACAGAACCGCCGCGCGCCCUCGCAGCAGCCGGUGUCCCACUGCUCGACUCGGGCAGGUUCUGGUGAGAGGAUGGCAGACACAGACAGAUCCGCCUGCGCGAUCUCGCGCGUCUACAGGGGAACGUUCAUCCACUCGACCCACAAAUCGGCGGUGCAGAUUCUGGAAGACGCGCUGCUGGGAGUCAACACAGAGGGCAAGAUUGCUUUCAUUGGAAAAGGCGAGGAGCUACACAAACUGACUCAAACAUUUGGAUUCAGCCCGGCUGAGGUGACUCAACUGACACAAAAUGAGUUCUUCAUGCCAGGAAUGGUGGACACCCACAUUCAUGCAUCCCAGUACAGCUACGCUGGCACGGCCCUGGACCUGCCCUUACUGCAGUGGCUCAAUACCUACACCUUUCCUGUAGAGUCUCGCUUCAAGGAUUUGGAGUUUGCAAACAAAAUCUACACUCAAAUAGUGAAAAGGACCCUGAGAAACGGAACAACCACUGCAUGCUACUUUGCAACCAUACACACAGAUGCCUCUCUUCUGUUGGGCCAGAUUGCAAAUGACUUUGGACAGCGUGCCUUGGUGGGCAAGGUGUGCAUGGACAGGAACAAUGCUGUGAAACAUUACAAAGAGGCGCUUCAGGAGUCGCAGGAGGAAACUUGUCGGUUCAUUGCAGAGCUUCUACAUAAAAAGUAUCCCCUAGUGAAGCCAGUAGUGACUCCACGCUUUGCUCUAUCCUGCACAGGAGCCUUGCUGAGACAGCUGGGAGCAAUUGCUAAGAAUAACAACCUGCACAUUCAGAGUCAUAUCAGUGAAACCGUCGAGGAAGUGAAGCUUGUAAAAGAACUGUUUCCCGAAUCAGACUCCUACACGGACGUGUAUCACAAACACAACCUGCUCACUGAAAAGACGCUGAUGGCCCAUGGCUGCUACCUCAGUGAUGAAGAGUUGGAUCUGUUCAGAGAGACAGGAGCUUCGUUGUCUCACUGCCCCGGUUCCAACUUUUCAUUGUGCAGUGGAGUGUUAAAUGUCCGCAACGUCCUGAACCACAAAGUGAAGCUGGGGCUGGGAACAGAUGUGGCAGGGGGCUAUUCGGCCUCCAUGCUGGAUGCUGUGAGGAGAACCUUGGAUGCGUCCAAAGUCUUGACCAUCCAGGACCCAGAGCAUGACACGCUCUCCUUUGAGGAGGUGUUCAGACUGGCCACACUGGGAGGCAGCCAAGCCUUGUCCUUGGAAGACCAAACAGGGAAUUUUGAAGUGGGAAAAGACUUUGAUGCUCUGAGGGUAAAUGUAGCUGCUCCCGGGGGACCCAUUGACCUGAUCCAGUUUGAAGAACCAAAGAUUAUGUUGGAGAAGUUCUUGAACUUAGGUGACGAUCGUAACAUAGUGGAGGUGUUUGUGGCAGGGAGGAAGGUGGUACCGUUCACAGAGCCAGCAGAGUAAACCUUUUGGUUCUCCAAUCACCACCUAUCUCUCAGCUUAAAAGACAUGUAUUUUGCUGUAUCUGAAGAAAUACAAUAGACUGUACAUAGCACAAGGAUGAUCAGCUGGGGCUUGAACUGGAUGACAGCACCAGUGUAGACAAAUGAUAAGGAAAUCAAGUAUCAUGAUAACUAUUUUUGUCUUAAAUCCAGAGGUUAGAAUACAGAAUUGAGUCUUAUUCAUUCAUUCAUCGUCUACCGCUUUAUCCAUUUAAGGGUCGCGGGAGAAUUGAGUCUGUUCAAGAUAAUUACUUGGCAGAGUUGGGAAUAUGGAACUUAUUAAGUGCUGUGUACAUUGCUCUUUUUUGCUAGUUAUUGCAGAUAGUUAGCUAGUUGCUUGUCACUUUUGCAUAGUGAAAUACAUUUUUCUAUGUUCUCUCCGUUCAUGUGCACACUUGUUGUCGAAUAAAUCUUCUAGGUAAAACUCACAAAAACGAACAAAGAUACAAAUAGUGGUAAUAUUGUCCUCUGAAGUGUCUUCACGACAACAUUGCACGUUGAUUUCACAUUGCGUGUCCCCUAGAAAUGUAACUGUGACCUAACAAAUGAAGGUCGGACUCGUGCAGGUGAUAUUAAAGCUGCUCAGAGCUCAGACUGGCCACAGAGCCGUCCUGAUCGAUUACUGCGGCUUGAUGGUCCCACUUUCAUGCUUGUGUAACUAGAAAAUGCUUUAUGGUCGGAAAGACUGGGACUGGCUUGACUUAUGUGAUUAUGACAUAUAAUUAUCUUUUUUCACUGUACACUCCAUUCAAAUGCAUCCAGUCAAGUGUUUCAAAUGACUGAAGUACAUGAUUAUGUUAUUUGAGAGUUUAUUUUUUUUCACAGUACAGUCUGCCUCAGCUUUUCUGCUCUCAGUGUGGUGAAACAGCAGACUCAUUGUACAAACAUAAAAAAGGUUGCCAUUCCACUUGUAGGUGUGUUCUGAUCCUAGCUCUCUAGCUUAUCAUCAGAGGCAGUGACUUGUUUUGUUUUUACUAACCCUACAUUUACUCAUCUGUAACAUUUCUAAUGGUUUUGCUUCUGAGAGGAUUUUAUCAAUCAACCAUUUCAUCACUCUAUCUAUCUAUCUACAAACUUCUUCUAAUUAUAAGGAAAUAAAGGGAAAUUGAAUGCACAGACUGCUGAACAUGUUUUUGUCUUGCAUAAUGAGGAUGUUUUUAAGACAGGUUUACUUUUUUAAAAACUGAAAUAUAACCAAUUGUUUUUAUCACAAACUGUGACGCCAAAUGUAAUGUUCAAGAUUAUCUUUGAUGUGUCAAACAUGGCUUAUUGAAAUAAAGAAUACCACCUGCCUGUCAA
Molecule: messenger RNA, 2863 nt
Organism: Scophthalmus maximus (turbot)
Lineage: Eukaryota; Metazoa; Chordata; Actinopteri; Pleuronectiformes; Scophthalmidae
Gene: gda
Product: guanine deaminase
Exons: 14
Coding region: 165-1526 (453 amino acids)
Biological process (GO): guanine catabolic process
Cellular component (GO): cytosol
Molecular function (GO): guanine deaminase activity; zinc ion binding
Source: RefSeq, a predicted model, not a curated record